This is a messenger RNA of Lethenteron reissneri (Far Eastern brook lamprey), 4494 nucleotides long. RefSeq lists its product as uncharacterized. Gene Ontology annotation, cellular component: cytoplasm. The record is from RefSeq and is a predicted model, not a curated record. Lineage: Eukaryota; Metazoa; Chordata; Hyperoartia; Petromyzontiformes; Petromyzontidae. Gene Ontology annotation, molecular function: kinase activity; pseudouridylate synthase activity; hydrolase activity, acting on glycosyl bonds.
GAAUGCAAAUGGUGCGAGGGCUGUUUUCGUGGUAGCGCGGGUGGAUUUUGUGUUCGGAGUCCGCGAGUUUCGUCGAAAAUUGCGACGAGUUCGUGUUUUGGGUGGAGUGGGGGGCAGUCACUCAUUACAAUCAACUUUCUCUCACAAGGCGUCAUGUUCGUGACAUCAUUCAUGAAAUGCCCAACUGCACACAGAGUGCUGAAAAUUGUUCACAGGCGAUUGCACGGUGAUGGGGUCAGGGUGCACCCCCAUGUGGCGGACGCCUUGGCAAAGCAGCAGCCGGUGGUUGCUUUGGAGAGCACCAUUGUCACCCACGGCAUGCCCUACCCACACAACCUCAGGACUGCGCUGGAGGUGGAGGCGAUUGUGGCACGGCGUGGCGCCGUGCCGGCCACGGUGGGCGUGCUGAGCGGCAGGAUUCACGUGGGCCUGGAGGAAUCGGAGCUGGCUCAGCUGGCGCAGAUUCCCGACGCCGUCAAGGUGUCCCGCCGAGACCUGGCCUACGUCGUCGCCCAAGGAUUGUCUGGAGGGACCACCGUGUCUGGUACGAUGAUAGCCGCCCACAAGGCAGGGAUCCAUGUCUUUGUGACGGGCGGCAUCGGCGGUGUCCACAGAGAUGUCCAAUCAAGUCUUGACAUAAGUGCUGAUCUCACUGAGUUAGGAAGAACACCCAUUGCUGUUGUGUCGGCCGGCAUUAAAUCGAUAUUGGACAUUGGAAGGACACUUGAGUAUUUGGAAACUCAGGGCGUCUGUGUCACUACAUUUGGAUCAUCCAGAGACUUCCCUGCCUUCUUCACACCAAGAAGCGGCUUCCUAUCUCCGUAUAAUGUGGAGACAGAGGAGCAGGCCGCUGAGCUCAUAGCGAGCGGGCUGAGGUUGGGGUUGGGCAGCGGAGUGCUGAUUGCGGUGCCCGUGCCAGAGCGUCACGCCGUGGAGGGGCAGCUCAUCGAGGCAGCCAUCCAGCAGGCCCUGCGAGAAGCCACGGAACAACAGAUCGUGGGAAAGGAAGUAACACCCUUCAUCCUGCGACGAGUUAACGAACUCACGCAAGGGCAGUCUCUUGAAGCCAACAUCGCGCUGAUAAAGAACAAUGCGGAUGUUGGAGCCGGGAUCGCCUGCAAGCUGUCGGAGAAGCAGCAUGGGGCACCCAGUGGACGGAGCACCCUCCGCGCUCUUCCUGAAAAGCAGGACAAAAUGGAGUUGAGGCCGGUGGUUAUUGGAGGCUGUAAUGUGGACUUUGUUGCAAGAAUAAAAUCCAGCAAUAUUCAGUUUGGUGGCCAAACGAACUACGGCACGGUGCGCCAGUCGUUUGGCGGUGUUGGGAGGAACCUUGCAGAUGGGCUGGCACGGCUGGGCACGAAUCCCCUGUUCAUCUCGGCCGUGGGCGAAGACGCUCUCGCCCGCACGCUGAUCUCCAACAUCAGCCACAUGGAUACGAGUGGGAUCGCGCGGGUGGCGGGCGCCAGCACAGCAACGUACUGUGCGGUGCUGGACCACGCGGGGGAGCUCACCGUGGGCAUCGGCGACAUGGACGUUCACCGGCGCAUCACCCACGACUACGUGCAGGGGUUCGAGCAGCAGAUCGGCUCCGCCUGCAUCGUUUGUGUGGACGGGAACCUCCCCGUCUCCACCAUUGACUACGUGUGCGGCGUGGGCAAAGAGCGCGGCGUUCCAGUCUGGUUCGAGCCGACCGAUAUCGACAAAGCCAAGAAGCCAUUCCUGUCCGGCAGCUGGAGGGGUCUCAGCGUGACCUCUCCAAACCUCGCUGAGCUGCUGGCCAUGAACAGCGCACUCGGUCUCGCUACACCUGACGGGCCGCCCCCAAAGGACACGAGCGCUGCGGUCGCGCUCGCACGCAGCCUCUGCCGCCCGCUGCUGCGACACCUGGCGCUGGUGUUGGUGACAAUGGGGCGGCAUGGUGUGCUGCUGGCGUCACGCCCGGGGGUCGCCACUCCACCGCUGCUGCAGGGAGCGCUCGGCGCCGCCACAGAGGAAGAUGGGCCACGAGGAGGGCAGGUGGCGGUGAUGCGGUGCGUGCAUUACCCGGCGCUGCCCGUGUGUGCCGGAGACAUCCUCAGCGUGUCUGGGGCAGGAGACAGCCUGGUGGCAGGUGUGAUCGCGGGGCUGCUCGCACAGAGGGAUCUCGACUCGUGCGUGAGAAUGGGGCUCAUCGCCGCCUCCAUCUCCCUCCGGUGUCACGAUGCUGUUCCACCAUCGCUGCAGAUGAAUUCCCUGGAGCAGCAGAGCCUCGGUGCACUGCAGUGGCCCCGACCCACGUACUACAACGAGGAGCUGUAACACUUUCAAAAUCGUUGAUUAGGAACCAAAAUGCAGAGCAAUUCUCUGCAUGGAAUUUUACAAUCAGUGCCUUAAGCUUGACGACAAUCUUACACAGUGUUACAUUUUUUAUCUCUGGGGUUAGGGGGGCGGGGGGAAGGAUUUACAGUGUUACAAUUAUAAGUUGUGAUGGUAUACGUGAGAGUGGUGCUCAAAAAGCUUUGGGAAUGGAUGAGAUCCCAAAAAAUAACAUUUUAAAUGUGAUUAUAGUGCUGUAUGAAACUUCAACCACCUUUAUAUGCUAAAAAACCCGACGUGUAAAAAAACUAUCUAUCGAUUCAUUGAUUAAUAUUGAUUCUUAAUACUACAUUGCAUUCAUCAUGAUAAUAACGUGUAAGAAUCAAUACUUUUAAAAUGAUAUGUAUGUUGUAUGCAAUGGGAACAUGGGGGCGGAUCUGUGGUGCAAUCGUUAGCGCACUGCACUCUGGACCAGGUUGAUCUGAGUUGAUUCUCGGCCACGGUUAACAUUGGUGGCACGUUCUGAACCUCCCCCUUCACCAACCCACAUUGACCAGUGUGAUGAAGUGCUGUCUAACAACCACCAAGACUGACACGGCUUGGGGAGACCAUCCAUCUGUGGCUUAAAGGGAUGCACAUUCAUGGGUUACAUGACCCCCCUGCGGAUACCAGUGGCCCGCUACAUUCAACUCUGUGCAAAAACUUCUUUCAGAAUCGAAUCGUGUCUCCGAAACGUUCAUCAAAUCACCGUGGGGGAGGGCAGGAAUUUGAAUCGUUUUCACGCCUACAAUUAGCACAACACAUUCGUCAAUGCCACAGUUCACUUUCAGCAGUUCUGCUAAGUGUGCGGCAUUAAGUUGUGAGCGUGCACUGAUUUGUUAAUAUCUCGAGCCCAAACGUGUUGCCUGGCCGCCGCCACCGUGCGUGCAGCGUAGCCGCGUCAUCGCCAGUGCCUGGAUGGGCGCGGUGCACCCGGCUUCGAGUGCGGCACCGACAAAACAGCGGUGCCAGUUUGCCAGAGCCCUCCGUCGUGGGCCCGUCGCCUUACCCGCAUUUGCCGUGACUGGUUCACGGCACUGGGUCAUUCAGCCAGGUUGCCCCCACUUUGAAAUUAUUCAUUGUCGCCCACCGUGUGUGUUCAAAUCUUGACUGAGAGCUUUCGCGGCUGCAGGAAUUCACAUUCUUUGGGUCUUUCGGUAAAGUCACGUAGAUUGGUUGAAAGAAAAUAACAAAAAACUACGACGGUCAUCAUUAGGAGGAAAAAAAAAAGUCGUUGUUUUUAGUUAUUUUUUGUUAUUUUCUUUGAAGCUAUCUACGUGACUUUACCGAGAGACCCAAAGAAUACGUAUGCAUUCAGGCGUGUUGCACCUAUGAUCAAAUCGCCUGCAAUGCGCCCCAUCCCGUCACAUCUCUGAAUCUAAGCGCCAAUUUGUGCCGGGAUAGUGCUUGGAUGGGAGAACCACCGAGCACAAAUAGGUCAUCAUCGGGGCUGCACAGUGCAUUGUAUGGCGGUGUUGUGAUGCUCUCACGUCAGUUUUGCCCGACGCCACCAACGUGGUGAAGUAGGGUCAAAUAACCCUAAUGACAUGUCGAUGGCCUCAUCCAGCAGUGGAUUGGCAGGGCUGUACGCAUGACGUAGGCGUGGUGGAGCACUGUUCCUCAGUUUGUGUGCUCUCCGUACAUCGCUCGCUCCCACGAGCGACCGAAUAUCAUGCACAUUUGCGUCUCACUUGUGAAGAAAGGCAGCCUGAAAGAAGCCAAAUACUAAUGUAACACUAAUGUUUACCAAGGGUUCUGCAACUUGAGGUGUUGUCUUGGAACAUUAAGAGGACUAGAGAAACAAACUUUGCUUUGGAGAUUUCUUACACUUCUUACAGUAUGCAGAUUUUGUUUACAACACUAUUGCCAAUGCAACGGUUAUGUGCCUUGUAUUCCUGAGACUUAAAAUUGUAUUUUCAACUUAUCCCUAUGCAGUAUUUCUUGACCUAUAAGCAAAAUUGCUCGUCUUGAGAAUCAAUGCAAUAUAAUUCUUUAAAAGCUGUGAAUUGUAAUGUACCAACCUAAGUGUGAAGGUUGUUAUUUUAUUAUAUUGAUUGUGUUUAAUGGUGACGUGUUUAAAUGAAGGCAAAUAUACAUCUGAAGCACAAAUGACUGUAAUCUAAUUAUCUAAUAACACGGGGAGAUUUCCUUGAAAUAAAU